AUAAGUAAAAAGAUUUUCUGCAUAAUCAUAAUUUAAUUGUCCUCUUAAAACGAUUAAAAUGGUUCAUAAUAAGCCUGAAUCAGAGUUAGGCGACCAUGAGAAUGGAUAUUCAACGGAAUCUUGUGAUGAGAAUAUUUCCAAUAAAAUUGGUUAUGGUUUAACAGAGUCGUGUAAUCAUGCAAUCAAAUCAUGCGAUAUAAAUAAAAUUCGAAAAUCAAUUAAGACAUCAGGGAUCUUGAGAAAUUGUCCUCAAUGUGAUAAUAACAUUACAACUAAUGUAGACAACGAGCUCGAAGUUGCUAUGGAAUAUGACGAAUCAUUAUGGAUUUGCCUGAAAUGCGGUGCUCAACUAUGUGGCCGAAUGAAGAAUAAACAUGCAUUGGCACAUAACCAGAAGACACAUUCUGAUGAACACAAUUUGGCUGUAAACUCCACGUAUUGGGCUGUAUGGUGCUACAAAUGCGACUCAGCUGUAAAUCCAAGUUCAAAGAAAAAGUUACAAGAAUGCAUUGAUUAUAUUAGGAAAGAAGCCAAAAGGAAUGUCAUUGAACAAAAAGGAGAAAAAGAAGAUACAGUUUCCGAUAAUUCUAUUAUUCUUGAAACUCAUUCUUCGAUACUUGCUAAAGAAAAUUCGUCAAACAAAACAUGUGUCAAUGUUGAUACUUUACCGAGAGUGCGUGGUUUGUCAAAUUUAGGAAACACGUGUUUUUUCAACGCAGUGCUGCAAUGUUUAUCUCAAACACCUUUUCUGUUAGAAAUAUUGAAAGAAUCUAGUGAGCCAGGAGAAAAGUUUCAAUUACCAGGAGGAAAAAUGAAAAUGGAAAAUGGAGAAGAAGUAUUUUUAAAGCCUAUUAAUGGUGAGCUAAAUUCUUGGGGGAAUCUAACCGCAGAGUUAGCAGACACAUUGGAGCAAUUACAAUCUGGCAAAAAUUGUGGGGUUUUUACACCAAAUAAAUUGUUAAAACAACUAACAACUAAGUGGCCUCAAUUCGCUGGAGGAGACCAACAUGACUCGCAUGAGCUUUUGCGUCAUUUACUUGAGAGUGUUAGAUGUGAAGAUUUGCGUCGUUAUCAGUCCGUUAUACUAAAAUUACUUGGAUAUAGUAGUAAAUCUGAUCCUCAAACGGUUGAAGAAGGUACAAAACAAAAAAUUAAAUUCUAUGGUCAGCAGGUAUCCGAUCGAAUUUUGCGCCCAGAACAAAUAUUUCGUGGAUUUUUGGUGUCUACGUUGACAUGUCAAGAUUGUUUUCAUACUUCAUCUAGACAUGAGUAUUUCCUUGACAUAUCACUUCCAAUCACUAUUGAAAAGCCACAUCCACCACGCAGAAAACCUAGUCCAGAGCCGGUUGUCAGUAAGCACCAGACAAAAAAAGAAAAAGAAAGAGAAAGAAGAGCUAAACGUAACUUGAAAAAGCAAGCUGAAAAAGAAAAUUUACAAUUGAAAAGCCAGACUUCCUCAUCAUCAGGAGAACAAACUGACGGAGAUAUCGAAGAUAAUUUACUAGAUGACACUCAAGCCAAGCCUAUUCAAAAUUCAGACAUAUACAAUUCAGAAACAAUGUGUGAUAAUAAUGGUAAUGCUGAAAACAGUUCGGACAUAGUGUCUACUUUGAAUGAUAAAUCAUCAAAUAGUGUCAAAAAUGAAAUUAUAGAGCUUGGCAUUAGUUCAACGGGAGUUAAUAAUUUAAUUAAACAAUCUUCGAAAACUGAUACAGCACUAUGUGAACCAAUGCAAAACUUAGACUUGGUCGAUGAUGUUAAAUCUAGGCAAAAGAAAACUAAACGCAUUCGUACAUAUAGUUCUGCGGAUUGGAGCACAACUCUUGCACCUCGUUAUCAAUGCGAAGAUGGAGAAUGCUCAGUGCAAUCCUGUCUUAACAACUUUACUUGGGUUGAAUUAAUGACCGGAAACAACAAGGUAACAUGUGACAACUGCUCUGAGAUUAUCAAUGGGAAGGGAGGAAAACCCGUUCAUACAAACGCCACAAAGCAGUUAUUGAUUUCCAGUCCACCAGCUGUUUUAAUAUUGCAUUUAAAACGAUUUCAAGUUGGACCACGUGCAAUGUUCAGAAAAAUAACAAAACAUGUAGCUUUUCCAUUUGUUCUUGACAUUGCUCCAUUUUGUGGAUCAAAGGUUAAAAAAUUUGCCAACUUAAGACCUCAUCAAAAAAAUCUACCAUAUUCUUUGUAUGGAAUCGUUGAGCAUUCAGGUACUAUGCAUGGUGGACAUUAUGUUGCGUAUGUAAAGAUUAGACCAAAGAUUGCAUCAAGUGAUCGACGAUGGAAAUUUCUGCCAACUGGUACAAAAGCUGAGCUAGAUCAAUCAGAUGAGCUGAAACUACGUUUGGAAAAGUCAAUAAAACGUGCUAGAGAAUUUGCUGAAGCAAAUGAAUCUAGUUCUUCUUCUGAGGAUGGAGCAAUGGGAGGAGAAAAUGAAGCACUACCUGAUCCUUUGCCAGGAAAAUGGUAUUACGUAUCGGAUAGUAGGGUGCAAGGUGUUUCAGAGAAGGAAGUUUUAAAUGCUCAGGCUUAUUUACUUUUUUAUGAAAGAAUAGAUAUUGAUUAUGUUGAUAAUGAUGACUAAAACAAUGUGCGAUCUUAUUAAAAUAAAAAACAACAACAAAAUUAAAAAAAGAAAUCAUAGGUACAUAAUAUUUAAUAUUAUGCUUGCAUCGUGACUAAAUUCGGAUCUAUAUUACUUACAAUUUUGAGUUAAUCUUAUUCAUUAAAAUAUUUCGUUUAAAUACUUUUUUUAUGUACACAUUUUUAAUUUUUU
Molecule: messenger RNA, 2776 nt
Organism: Culicoides brevitarsis
Lineage: Eukaryota; Metazoa; Arthropoda; Insecta; Diptera; Ceratopogonidae
Gene: Usp16-45
Product: ubiquitin carboxyl-terminal hydrolase 16/45
Exons: 5
Coding region: 59-2584 (841 amino acids)
Biological process (GO): protein deubiquitination
Molecular function (GO): zinc ion binding; cysteine-type deubiquitinase activity
Source: RefSeq, a predicted model, not a curated record